CAAGCGUUCAGAACCUGGAGGAAACGAGAAAAGAUUAGAUCGUGUUGUUCUGCGCAGAUGAACUUUAGGACUAUGAUCUUAAAACGACAAUAUUUCUCUGUCCACAUCAAAAGGAUUUUGGCGUAUCCUUGGUUUAUUUAUGGAGCGUGCUUCCAUUGCGUCUUUGGCUCUUAUAAUCCGAGAUUAACUCUAAAACAAGAUGAUGCACUUUUAUACAACAGAAAUUACAGUCAUACAGUCUUAUUUAAUCAGGAAGGAUCAAAGCGUCUGUUUGUUGGAGGAAUAAACAAUGUUCUACAUUUUGAUGUAGACAGUCAUCAGAUUGUGGAGAACUUUACUCUGAAUCCAAACUCAAGGUGUGGUGAGAGCUCCUGUGAAAAUGUUGUCACAAUAAUUGAGAGGUUUCAGGACUACACAUUUGUAUGUGGAACAAAUGGAGAGCAGCCAAUGUGUUGGAAACUGUUUCCCAGAGAAACCAAUCAUUCCACAGAGGUUAUAGAUGGCACAGGAAUCUCACCUUUUAAAGGUUCACAAAACUCCUUGUCGCUGUUGGCAGAUGGAGAUCUCUAUGUGGCAGCUCCUUUAUACAAUGAUGGAACCCUGCUGCAGUUUCGCAGAAAAGCUGGACAACGAACCAGCGUAUGGAUGCACGAUCAAUGGGUCUCAGGACCUACUUUUAUUUCCAGUUUUUUGGCCAAGCGCAAGAAUGACCCCUUGAAUGAGAAGAUAUAUGUCCUAUUUCGUGAGAAAAACUCAGACACGAGUCCAGAAGCGGAUCCUUGGAUAUCUAGAGUGGCCAGAGUAUGUAAGGUCGAUGAGGGCGGGCCCAAGCAGUUACUCCAGAACAUCUGGACCUCCUUUCUGAAGGCACGACUUGUGUGCGGGAUUCCAAGAGAGUCACUGUAUUUUAACCGUCUGCAGGACGUUUUCAUCCAGCAUGCUGACGACUGGAGGGAUUCACGAGUGUAUGCGCUCUUCUCCAGCGGCUGGAACUCUACUGCUGUGUGCAUUUAUUCGUUGGCAGAGCUUGAUGUUGUUUUUGAGAAUUCCACCUUCAAAGGUUAUUCUGAGCCCAUUCCCACCCCAAGACCAGGAACGUGUGUCAAACAAAGCAGUUCCAUUCCAAUUUCUACCCUUCAAAUCAUUAAAGACCACCCAGAGAUGAAGGAAUGGAUUCAUCCCAUUCAAAAAGACAGACCUUUCUUCACAAGUAGUAAGAACUUCACCAAGAUAGCUGUUGACCGAGUCCAAGCUUCGGAUGACAGCAUACACAGUGUGCUGCUGCUUGCAACAGACGAUGGAGUGAUCGUUAAGAUCCUGGAGGAUGGCUCCAAAGCAUUCAUCAUCUCUGAAACGCAUCUGUGCAAUGGUUCAGCACCUGUACACUCAAUGAAACUUGACUCUGAGAAGAGGAAGCUCUUUGUAGGAUAUCCGGGACAGAUUUCUGUGUUAGAUCUGCAGAGAUGUCAAGAUUACAAUGCUUCCUGUGAAGAAUGUGUCCUUUCUCGUGAUCCAUACUGCGCUUGGACUGAACAAGGAUGCACAUCACAAACUAAAGGAGGAAUACAAAACAUUGCUGAUGGCCUAACUAAAGUAUGUCACCAAAAAUCAGGGGGAAGAUUGAGAAGAGAUGUGCAACAAGCAUCGACAGCUCCAUUAAGGAUUCAACUCUCUGUGCCCACUGGCAUCCCCUUCUACCUCUCUUGUCCUGUUGAAUCCAAUCAUGCUACUUACAAAUGGGAACACGAUCAAAAGAUCAUCCCAUGCCAGCAGACCCAAUCAGAAUGUCUCCUACUCAUCCCAAUCAUGACGACUGACAUACAUGGCAAUUACACAUGUAUGUCCCAUGAACUUGAUUACACCAAAACUGUGAGGGAAUACCAACUCUCAAAUGAUGCUUCUAAUGAUGCUUCUAAUUAUGCUUUUAAUGAUGCUUUCAAGCUCAGAAUACAGGACUGGUUAAUGGCUGCAUUUGUCACUAGUGCUUUUUAUCAGCUCUCGCUUUAAGGUCAAGGUAGUUAUAUAAAUGUCAGUGCUUCUGUCUGAUGACCUGUAAGCUGAUUAAAACCAUCUGUCACAUGUUGCCAUGUGACAGUAGUCAGUCUUAUCAAGUGAAGUUUAUAGGUAAGUAAAUACUGAAGUAAAAGAAAGCACUUGUCUUAGCAGAUUACUAGCAAUUACAUGCUUGCCAUCUGUUGAGUGGCUGUUGAAUGUAUACAAUGAGGUCCAAAGUCUGAAACCACAAUGAAAUUUUGGGCUUUCAGCUUUGGAAACUAGAAAAACUCAUUUUUGGAAACUUGAAAUUUAAGGAUUUCGGAUUGUUUAUGAAGUAAAAUUAAGUUAUAUGUCAGUUGCACUAUUUCUAGGUCACAAGACAGUUUUUAAAACAUUUACCAGCAUCGUUACAUACACCAGUAGAUAGCAACAAGUUAACUCUUUUCACAAGUGAUUCAUUAAAACAUAAUUAUUUCAGGAACAGAACAACUACUGUCUUUAUGAGUGAGUCAUUGAAUUAUUCACUCAACUGAUUCAUUCAAAAGCACUAAUUUAAAACAUUCAAAAACUCAGUGUUGCUAAGAGACGCACAUCAAUUUAGCUGUGGCUUGCUUUGGAAACUUUUUCAUUAGUGCAGCAAAAAUGCAUACACUUGUUUAUCGGGCUGUUAAAAUCAAAUUUCCACUCACAGAUGUGCUAUUAAUAUCAUAAUUUUUUACAUUAGUAUUAGAAAGCUGCGAUUUAAACAACUGCUCUUUUGUUCACUUUUACAUUCCACUGUAUAGAAAGCACUUUAUAUUGCUCCGAUUCGUGGACUCAUUGUCUUAACUGGUUUGGCAUUUUGUUCAAGAACUGUGGCUUGUGUGUGCAGACACUAUAUCAGUAUGUGAUGAGAUGACCAGGACUACACCAGAAAUGAGCAAAUGUGUGUCUGUUUACUGGUAAACAACUUCCUCUCAUUAGUCUCGUCUAGAGAUUGCAUCUGUUUAUUAAAGAUUAUGUCUGGCACUCUUGUUUGCACAUGCUUACUUUCGUAAUUAAGUUAUUUUCUUUCAUUUGUCUCGUUUCAAGCAAUUGUUCCCCUACCUGUAUAGUGCUACAGUAGUUGUGCAUGAGUUUGCUUUUAUUAAGAGAAAGAGAAAUAUAUGGCUGUUAUCCAAUCCAUAGUUGUUCAGGAAGUAUGUGAAAUUGUUGGUUGUAGUAAUAGUCAAGGAAUUCUGGGUGUGGUGAACAAAAGCAUGGAUACUACUGGGAUUCAGUGCUUUUGGCUGCUGCGUAGUCUACGGCUUGCUGCGUAGAACACAAUGUUCAAAGAGUUUAAACAUUUCUAGAUGUGGGAUUCCAAAAUAAAUAUGCAAUGAGUUAAUUACAGCUGUCAAAAUAUGCAGCAAAUAUAUGUUCUAAUAUAAUUCUCUUAUUUUAAAAUUAUAUAUACAUAUGUAGGGAACAAUAUUACACACCUUACAUUUUUAAUUCAUUACAACUAUAAAUUGAGUUAUAAAGUAAGUUUGGAUGCUGUUGUGUUAGUAGAGAAUGAAGAAGGAGUGCAUUAGGCUAUAGAUUUAUGAAAAUGAAAGGAAAAUUUGUAUAUUCUGUGACAUGUUCACUCAAAUGUGUUUCCAUUAGAAUAGUUUUAUGCUAAACCAUAUAUUUGUCUGGCAGACCUUUAAUAUUGGCUUUAUUGUUUUCUAUGCUAUUGAUCACAUGACGGUAUUGCCUGUAAUGUUCUCUUUAAUUUUUCAUUUAAUAUCAUAACACAUUAAUUAUUGAGAUAGACUCAUAAAUGUAAAAGCCAGAAUUGACAACAUGCAAAAAAAGUGUCAGCUGUGGACCGGCUUCUUGAUUCCAGUGUAUUUCCCAUCAAUAUUAAAUUAAAUGUCAUUAUUUAUCAUACUAAGG
Carassius carassius (crucian carp) is the source of this 3894-nucleotide messenger RNA. RefSeq names its product semaphorin-7A-like. Bases 58 to 2007 code for a protein of 649 amino acids. Gene Ontology annotation, molecular function: integrin binding; chemorepellent activity; semaphorin receptor binding. The transcript is spliced from 14 exons. Gene Ontology annotation, biological process: positive regulation of cell migration; positive regulation of axon extension; axon guidance. NCBI's taxonomy places the organism in Eukaryota, Metazoa, Chordata, Actinopteri, Cypriniformes, Cyprinidae. The record is from RefSeq and is a predicted model, not a curated record.